Molecule: messenger RNA, 1710 nt
Organism: Anopheles maculipalpis
Lineage: Eukaryota; Metazoa; Arthropoda; Insecta; Diptera; Culicidae
Exons: 4
Coding region: 1-1710 (569 amino acids)
Source: RefSeq, a predicted model, not a curated record
AUGUCCAUUGAAUGUUCGCUGGGGGAGGAGAACAUGUGCAUCUCCAGCGAGGAUGAAGAGUGUUUGGACGAUUUGAACACGACGGUCGUUCCCAGGGUAAUCGUGGAGAGGCUUCAGCUGCCCAGGGAUGAGAAGGAGCCUGCAUCGUCGGACACAGUAGCGGCACUGCUGCGGCAACUGCAGAGCCGCGACGAGCAAGUGGCAGUUAUGCAGGCGAACCUCGACCGUCUGACUUCGCAAAUUGCGCAGCUCAUAGGAGAGCUAUCCAGCACGCGCAAGGAGCUGGAGCUGUACCGACAGGGUACGCAGACGGUUGCGUCGAUGCAUUCGGUGGAAGGCAGUAGCGCUCGUGGCUACUACGCUGCCAUCACCAAUGAGCAGCGCACGUAUGCCGAAGUGGUGGGCAGCAGCUCGUGGGUGCGCCAGCAGCGCAAGCGUGGCAAGUGCGGAGGAAACGAGCGGCCAUCACAGCAGCAGCAGCAACAGCAACCACGACAGCCACUAUCAUCCCAGGAGGAACGGAUGAUGCGUAAACCGACAGAAAUGUCCAUUGAAUGUUCGCUGGGGGAGGAGAACAUGUGCAUCUCCAGCGAGGAUGAAGAGUGUUUGGACGAUUUGAACACGACGGUCGUUCCCAGGGUAAUCGUGGAGAGGCUUCAGCUGCCCAGGGAUGAGAAGGAGCCUGCAUCGUCGGACACAGUAGCGGCACUGCUGCGGCAACUGCAGAGCCGCGACGAGCAAGUGGCAGUUAUGCAGGCGAACCUCGACCGUCUGACUUCGCAAAUUGCGCAGCUCAUAGGAGAGCUAUCCAGCACGCGCAAGGAGCUGGAGCUGUACCGACAGGGUACGCAGACGGUUGCGUCGAUGCAUUCGGUGGAAGGCAGUAGCGCUCGUGGCUACUACGCUGCCAUCACCAAUGAGCAGCGCACGUAUGCCGAAGUGGUGGGCAGCAGCUCGUGGGUGCGCCAGCAGCGCAAGCGUGGCAAGUGCGGAGGAAACGAGCGGCCAUCACAGCAGCAGCAGCAACAGCAACCACGACAGCCACUAUCAUCCCAGGAGGAACGGAUGACGCGUAAACCGAUAGAAAUGUCCAUUGAAUGUUCGCUGGGGGAGGAGAACAUGUGCAUCUCCAGCGAGGAUGAAGAGUGUUUGGACGAUUUGAACACGACGGUCGUCCCCAGGGUAAUCGUGGAAAGGCUUCAGCUGCCCAGGGAUAAGAAGGAGCCUGCAUCGUCGGACACAGUAGCGGCACUGCUGCGGCAACUGAAGAGCCGCGACGAGCAGGUGGCAGUUAUGCAGGCAAACCUCGACCGUCUGACUUCGCAAAUUGCGCAGCUCAUAGGAGAGCUAUCCAGCACGCGCAAGGAGCUGGAGCUGUACCGACAGGGUACGCAGACGGUUGCGUCGAUGCAGUCGGUGGAAGGCAGUAGCGCUCGUGGCUACUACGCUGCAAUCACCAACGAGCAGCGCACGUAUGCCGAAGUGGUGGGCAGCAGCUCGUGGGUGCGCCAGCAGCGCAAGCGUGGCAAGUGCGGAGGAAACGCGCGGCCAUCACAGCAGCAGCAGCAACAGCAACCACGACAGCCACGUCUGCGCUGCUGCAGCCACUUCAAACCAAUCUUCGAGUGCCUAUCGAAGGCCGCUUACUAUGGCUUCAAAGCCCUUCGUACUGUUUCUGUUCGAGAGGAAACGUUGGAGCAGCAUCUGUGA